Lachancea nothofagi CBS 11611 is the source of this 687-nucleotide messenger RNA. The record is from the annotation of a GenBank genome assembly. NCBI's taxonomy places the organism in Eukaryota, Fungi, Ascomycota, Saccharomycetes, Saccharomycetales, Saccharomycetaceae.
AUGGACCUGGAAUCUAAAAACUCAACUUUGGACGAUGAACUCCAGAAAUUCACGUUCCUGUUGGAGCGCUAUCUGGUAACUCUGGUGAACGUGGCCUACUACGUGUAUUUUCACAAGCAGAACGAGCCAAGCGUUCUGGAGAAACAAGCAGCUUUCAAAGAAGUUCGAGACAAGAUUUAUGUGCUGGCAGUGGAGACAGAGAAAGUGGGGCGUACCUCAUGGCCAGAUCUUGGUCGAGUUGGACUGAAAUCACUUAUGUCUCGGCACUUUCUGCAAGAGCUAUGCUACUGCUCGCACAAAGUGAGUGACGAGCUUGAACAUAUCAUUGAAAACAAGGUGCAGGAUCACGACAACCACGAAACCCCAAUGUCGCUAGAAACAAUACCCAACCACUUGCGGAACUGUAUACUCGGGUUCGUGCAGAUAUUCCAUUUUAUCAAAAAGCUGCCGGUCCAGCAGCAGUACCGGAUCUCAGCGCUACAAUUGCAGAUACUUGAACGAGAACUUAAAAACGACUUGGUGAAACCGUGGACCCGCCAGGUCGAGACCUUGCAUUCCACAAUUGGCUGGGUGCUUCUGUCAGACACGCAUUUCCGCGAAAAGCUAAAUCAGUACAAAUUGGAGAGAAAAGAUCAGUCAGAUCAGCCUGCUUUUAACUUGUGGCUCCGUGAGGAAAUCCGUAAGUAG